UACAUACUCUAUGGCCCAGUUCCGGCUUCCAAUUUUGGCCAUGUUGACGUCUUUUAUGUUGAAUGAUCAUAACAGUUUUCUAAUUUCUUAUAUAUUUUAAUUAUUAUUUUUGCAUAAAAGUGUAAUAGACCGAAAUCAUCUUAGUUUUUCCUCAAUCCCGCCCUAAAUUUUAGAUUGUUGCACGUGAAAGCUUUAUAAAUGUAUGUUGUGUAUUAUAAUUGGUAGAUGUAUAGAAGUGGGUGAAAUUUAUAAACUGCGAAUGUUGUCUUUAUAUGUUAUAUCUGUUUAUAAUCAUGUUUAGUUUCACACUAAGUAAUUUCACACAAGGAUUUUUGGUUAACAAGUCUAGUCACGUAUAACGAAUAUAUACUUAUAAGUAACUGUGAAGUAAAGGUUAAGGGACCUAAAGUGUCUAUUUCAUGUUCACCACAUAUUAAGAAGCCCUUGUUCAUUGUGAACUGACAGACUGUUUCCUUUUAUAAGUGUGUGGCCUUAAAUGACAUUAAAAUGUCACAAAAUUUAUGCAGUGGGAAAAUGAGUUUUUCUCCGCAAGACGAAGAGAAAUUGAUAAACAUUGUUGCAAAGCACCCAGUAAUAUUUGACACUGGCCACGCUAAUUACAGAAAUAAAUCGGCCAAAGAGAAAGUGUGGGCGGCUAUUGGGGAGGAGCUUAAUAAAAACUGUGAAGACUGUAAGAAACAGUGGAAAUUAAUACGGGAUGGCUAUAACAGGUUUAAAAAGACCAGGAAGAGCUCUGCUUCAGAUGCUCCAAAACACUCCAAGGAUCAAAGACACAAACAACUAUUUUUCUUAGAUGGUAUCAUUCACCACAGAUCAGGAGGUUCAACUGUACCAGAGUCACCGCCUGAAAGUAUAGACAAUGAAGAAAAUGUUGACAGCAGUGAGGUAAAUAUUGAGUUAGGAGAAUCAAAAAGUGUGUUUUUAUCUUGUAAUUAUGAACCAGACCAAACUGAAAAUCAAAAUAGUGAUAAUGACCAAGAAUCUAGUUAUAGUGAAAAUCAACAUUCUGAUAAUAACACAACUGAAGCAAUCAAUGAUGCACCGAAAAGAAAAGGAAAACCUAAAUCAAAACUUAAACGGUUUAAAAGAACCAAUGUAGAAAAUAAUUUACUAAAGAAGAGAAAAGAAAGGGAUCAAAAACGACAGACACUACUCCAUUCAAUAGCAAAAAAAAAAUGUGAUGAUGUAGAAUAUUUCUGCCGCCACAUCGCUGAAGUCUUGCGACAAUUGCCACCUGUAGAGAAAGCACGAGCUAAACAGCACUUGAAUUCCGUCCUUUCAGAAUAUGAAAUCAUGGCAGCCAGAAAUACGGUUGAAGGUCAUAAUUCUACAUCUACAUAUUUUUCACCAGAAAGUUGUGAAAGUCCCUCAUCUAACAGUGCAUAUCAGUGGCCAGGAACCAGCAGUGUUCAACAAGUACACUUGCCAAAUAUUACCCCCAAAUUAGAGCCUUCAACUGGUGUGAUGACUGAUGUUGAAUUUAAGGUAUUCCCACAGUGAUUAACAUUUCAUCAUAAACUGUGGACAGUUUACUGUGUCUUAACAAAUUAUAUUGUCAUGGCAUUUAUGUGUCACAGUAAAUAUUCUCAAGCAAAAAUUUAAGGUGGUAUUUCAUCAACAAUAUCUGAUAAUUCAUCAUUGAAUGCUCUCUGAAGUAACAAUUUUGUAAACAUUAAUACCAAAGGUAAGAGCGAUUUGGAUUCCUAUGAUGUUCCACCUUUAGAGUUAUGCUCGUAACUAUUUUCUGGAACACAUUGUAUAGCAAUUUUUACAAGGUUUCUUCAAAUGGAACACAAUGUUGCAGUAGCCACUCUUGCAUCGUUUAUUUAUAGAAUGAACAAUGAAAGUGUGGGCAACAUGAACACCUAUGGGAAAAGUUUAAUAAAGAAAAGGAAUAUGA
This is a messenger RNA of Manduca sexta (tobacco hornworm), 1921 nucleotides long. Its product is annotated as transcription factor Adf-1-like. Gene Ontology annotation, molecular function: DNA binding. The record is from RefSeq and is a predicted model, not a curated record. Gene Ontology annotation, biological process: regulation of transcription by RNA polymerase II. The coding region runs from base 508 to 1521 and encodes 337 amino acids. The transcript is spliced from 3 exons. Gene Ontology annotation, cellular component: nucleus; transcription regulator complex. Lineage: Eukaryota; Metazoa; Arthropoda; Insecta; Lepidoptera; Sphingidae.